Messenger RNA from Acyrthosiphon pisum (pea aphid), 3379 nucleotides. RefSeq names its product single-minded homolog 2. The record is from RefSeq and is a predicted model, not a curated record. Gene Ontology annotation, molecular function: protein dimerization activity; RNA polymerase II transcription regulatory region sequence-specific DNA binding; DNA-binding transcription factor activity, RNA polymerase II-specific. The coding region runs from base 505 to 2301 and encodes 598 amino acids. NCBI's taxonomy places the organism in Eukaryota, Metazoa, Arthropoda, Insecta, Hemiptera, Aphididae. Gene Ontology annotation, biological process: regulation of transcription by RNA polymerase II. The transcript is spliced from 11 exons.
UAUACUGUAUUCAGCGGCGGCAACACGAUGAGCAAAUAAUACGUUUUGUUUUGUUCAUCCUCAACUUAAAUUUUACCUGUAAACUCAAUGGAUUUCCUACUAAAAUCGUCCCUACCAUAUAAAUCAUAUAAAAAAAAAUAUGUUUUUAAAAAAAGACGGGUCCAUCAAUAAAAUACACAUCUGUUCUUAGAAUGACUUCUUCCGAAAGGUUUUGGCCGAACAAUGCCUGCAGGUCAGCCAGACUGUGAGGAGCCCAAAGGUCCCGGCGACCCAAUGUCUACCUUUUCCGCCCCCUCCACCACACUAUCGUCCGUUCAUACCUGGUGUGUAUCUAUUAUGUUUUUGAAAUUUCUCCGUUCUGUCGGCAUAUAUAGGUACGUUCGUUUUUGGCGGUGCCCUCACUGCAGUACACGUCUAGUGUUUGUAUAGUAUUCGACGGUCUGUACAACUGCGGUGGUGGUCAGUGAGUAAGUGUGCUUCGACCGUAAAACGCAGUUUUAAUACAUGUGCCGGGAAAACAUUUUGUCACCGGCAGUCGGGACUAUGUGCCAAGAUUUGAAAAUGAAAACCAAAAGGAAAUGUUACAGGAAAUCCCCGUUGUCGAUGCCCAAAGAGAUGAGAGAGAGGAGCAGAAAUGCGGCAAGGACACGUAGGGAGAACGAGAAUGCCGAAUUCCUAGAGUUGGCCAAACUCUUGCCAUUACCAGCUGCCAUUACUAGCCAAUUAGAUAAAGCUUCAGUCAUUCGGUUGACCACUAGCUACUUAAAAAUGAGACACGUCUUCCCUAACGGUUUGGGUGACGCUUGGGGUGCAGCGACUCCAGCAAACCAUGCGAAAGAAGCUUGCAUUAAAGAGCUUGGUUCGUAUCUGCUACAGGUAAAUAUAUUAAAGAGUCUCGAUGGUUUUAUAUUCGUCGUAGGCGGCGAUGGUAAAAUCAUGUAUAUAUCUGAAACAGCGUCCGUUCAUUUGGGAUUGUCACAGGUGGAAUUGACUGGUAAUAGUAUAUUUGAAUAUAUCCAUCAAGCUGAUCACGAUGAAAUGAUAUCAGUGCUUAGUCCACCUCUUCCUCAAAAUCUUCCAGCAGAGAACAUGAUGAUGAAUUCAACCGUGUUUGAACUUCCACGUGUAUUUUUUUUACGAAUGAAAUGUGUAUUGGCAAAACGGAAUGCAGGGCUUACGACAGGAGGAUACAAGGUAAUACACUGUUCUGGUUACUUAAAAGUGAGACAAUAUCCAGCCGGAAUGCCCGGGGUAGAAACCGUUGGCCUAGUAGCAGUUGGUCAUUCGUUACCUCCACAUGCUAUCACAGAGAUUAAAUUGCACUCAAAUAUGUUUAUGUUUCGAGCGAGUUUGGAUUUGAAGCUCAUAUUUCUAGAUGCCAGAGUAUCUCAGCUGACAGGAUACGAACCUCAGGAUUUGAUCGAAAAGACACUCUAUCAUUACAUACACGGCAACGAUAUCCAUAACAUGAAACUCUCGCAUCACACACUGUUAUUGAAAGGCCAAGUCACCACGAAAUACUACAGGCUGUUGGCCAAAGAUGGUGGUUGGGUGUGGGUUCAAAGUUACGCCACUAUAGUUCAUAAUAGUAGAUCUUCAAGGCCUCAUUGUAUAGUUAGCGUAAAUUACGUACUGAGCGAGUCAGAAAUGAAAGACGUCUGCUUGUCCGUGCGCAACAGCGGCUGCGCGACGUCACAGAACGGCAAUGAAGACGCUGCAAUUCAAAACAAACCCAGCAAAGCGCAACAAAGCCAAAGGCAAUCGAACCAAAAUCACAGGUACCACAGGCCACCGGUGGUCACCGACGAAGAGUACAGUGAUUCCAGUGGCGGACUUUACAAUGACUACGUGAGCAGUAACAGCGAACCGCAAUCGCUGGUCAACGGCCCUGUCAGCGGUGGCGGCGGUGACGGCACAGGCCACCACCAACCGCCUCACCUGAACAUGAUGCCGGCGACCAACAUGUACACGGUCGAUGAGUAUAAUAUCACCUAUCCAGAGUUUUUCUACCCGUACGACCAGACUACUUGCGCGCGGCCGUUCAGCUCUGCCUCCAGCUGCUCCAGUUCGAACGAGAGCGACCGGAUGCAGCUUGCACAUCAGGCCGGUGUCGGUGGAUACACGCCACCCGCGGCUAUGCUCAUGAGCGCCAGUGGCCACCACGACGACCAUCACGCCGCGGCCGCGUACCAGGCGUUAACGCCAAUCGGCGCCUCCGUGCCUGUGACGGUCGUCGGUCACCACCACGGUGUCAUCGUCGACAACCAACACUACACCGCCGUCAACGAGUACGUCCACUGAUCGUCCGCCGCCGGACGUACCUACGUAAAACGUCAUGACAUGGAGUAGCUGAACAUUUUUUCGCGCCAAAAUUCUAACGCUGAACGACUGCGAUUAAACAUAUGAUGUACAUAAUAUUUAUGUAUACAUAAAGGUGUAUGAUCACAUAUAUAUAUAUAUAUAUAUAUAAUUUAGCGUAUAGGUAAUAUAAAAUAGUAAUAAUUAUGAUGUAUAAAUAUUAUACGAGUAGAGCGAUGACAUAUAAAAUAUCGCUGUCGUGCGCCUUUUUACCGUAUACCUAAGACUUAGUAAGUCCUAAAUAUGGUGAUGUGUUGUACGCGGGAUUGCUCGAUCGGAAGUCGCGACCAGUUGUCAUUCGUGUGUUGUAGGACUGGCGGCAUCGAGUGGUUGGCCUGAAAGUUGGUUGUUCGGAGACCGCGCUUGAUCGCCACAUAUAUAAUAUUUAGUGUUCACGGCCGUAUAAUAUAAAGCUCGAGAUGGUUACAUAGUCAUACCUAUGGGGUAUGGCACACGAUAAGACGACGGGCGAGCUGCAAAAUAAUGCGACGCACGGGAGACGUUUAAUAUGCACAAAAAUAACAAGCCUCCGUGUAGGUACCUUUACAGUUUACAAUCAUAUACGGCAUAUUAUAUUUUUGUGUACAAAUGAUCUUCGUCGGUAAUAAUAUAAAAUAUUAUUCCACCACUUAGCCAAAACGCGGUUUCUGGUUUAUGUCGAUUAUAUAAAAUCAUACGUGUAUAAUGUACCUACCUGAGGUAACCUACCUGAGGAUCAGGACUAUUUCAAAGUAUACCAGCUGUGCAACCGUAAAGGGCAUACAUAUAUAUUAUAUUGUGUAUCUGAAAACAACUUAAACUUUCUUUUACAUAAUAUAGAAAUACAUACAUUGGAAUGUUUCAAAACAUUCAAUACGCGCGUGCUCCGUGCUGAUAUAAUAAUAAUUUGAUUUAUAGUAAAUUUUAACUGUACAUAAUCUUUGCACUGACAAUUUUGCGUCAUGAUUAUAAUAAUAUUUAUGUAUCGUAUAUAUAUAUAUUAUAUAAGUAGAUUUAUACUUAUUAUUCCUGUUAACUCUGU